This is a messenger RNA of Pungitius pungitius (ninespine stickleback), 2144 nucleotides long. RefSeq names its product trafficking from ER to golgi regulator (gene tfg). The record is from RefSeq and is a predicted model, not a curated record. Gene Ontology annotation, cellular component: endoplasmic reticulum exit site. The transcript is spliced from 8 exons. Gene Ontology annotation, biological process: endoplasmic reticulum to Golgi vesicle-mediated transport; COPII vesicle coat assembly. Gene Ontology annotation, molecular function: identical protein binding. The coding region runs from base 183 to 1397 and encodes 404 amino acids. Lineage: Eukaryota; Metazoa; Chordata; Actinopteri; Perciformes; Gasterosteidae.
GAUGCCACGUAACGUUACUGGGUGACGUAGACGGUCUUGGUGGACACUUCCUGAUGCUGGGAACCGGGUCUAGCCAAGCCAGCUAACAUUUUUGAAUUUCACGGUUUGGGUAAACCUGUGAGGCACAAGCGGGGCCAAGUCGUCUGAUUCAGUUGUGGGAGCAGAAGAGGUCGGACAGCACCAUGAACGGCCAGCUGGACCUGAGCGGGAAGCUGAUCAUCAAAGCCCAGUUGGGUGAUGACAUCCGGCGCAUCCCGAUCCAUAAUGAAGACAUUACUUAUGAUGAGCUGGUACUGAUGAUGCAGCGUGUCUUCAGGGGGAAGCUGCAGAGUAACGACGAGGUUGCCAUCAAAUACAAGGAUGAAGAUGAUGACCUUAUUACCAUCUUUGAUAGCUCUGACCUCUCCUUCGCCAUCCAGUGCAGUAGAAUACUCAAACUGACUUUGUUUGUGAAUGGUCAGCCGCGGCCUUUGGAGUCUAGCCAGGUGAAGUACCUGCGCAGGGAGCUCAUUGAACUCAGGAAUAAAGUCAACAACCUCCUGGAUAGCCUGGAGCCCCCCACAGACACUGGUCUGGCUGCUAAAGCACAUGACAGUGAAUUGGUGGAUGGCCGUGAAGGCCGAAUGAUGGCAGCAGACACCACAGUGAAGCACGCCCCCCCAGUCAGCGCCGCCAGCAUGUCGGCUUUCGACCCGCUAAAAAACCAGGACGAGGUCAGCAAGAAUGUCAUCUCUGCGUUCGGCCUGAGCGAGGACCAGCCGCCAGCUCCUCAAGCCCUCGCCCCAGAGGAGCGCUCAGGGACCCCUGACAGCAUCGCCUCCUCGUCGUCUGCAGCCCCCCAGCCACAGGCCCCCUAUGCCGGAGUGCAGCAGGGAGCCCCAGCUGCCAUGGAUGGUCAGGUGUAUCAGCAGUACCAGGCUCCAGGUGGAUACCCACCUCAGCAGCCGGGUGUCCCCCCUCAGCAGCAGUACGGUAUGCAGUACUCUGGAUACAGCACUCAGCCCGGAGCCCCCCAGCCCGGCGCACAGCAGCAGCAGUUUCAGAACUACACUGCUCCCUCCUCCCAAGCUUCUGCCCCCGCUCCAGCUCCAGCUCCGGGCUUCCAGGGUGGCCAGCAGCAGCAGCAGCAGCAGCAGCAGCCCCAUCCAACUCAGGCAGCCCAGCAGUAUCCACCAGGAGCCUUCCCUCCCCAAAACUAUACCUCCCAGGCCUCCCAGCCUGCCAACUACACCCUCCCUCCCAGCACCCAGCCCGGCUCAGGAUACCAGCCCCGCCCAGGGUACACCCCGCCCCCGGGCAACACUGUCACCCCUCCACCAGGAGCUGCUAACCCGUACGCCCGCAACCGCCCCCCGUACGGCCAGGGUUACGCCCAGCCGGGCCCCGGGUACCGGUAAAAAAAGAUGGCGGCUGCCACUGAUCCACACAGACCCCUUAAUCCUUCCCAUGAGUGUGGCUCCAACAGUUUUAAGUGGGUGCCAGAAACACGGUAUACGCCUCUGUACCCCCCCCCCCCCCCCCCCGCCCACACACACACACAAGGACCCCCACCCCCCAGUCUGAUGGUUAGUGUUUGUAUACCGCUUUGGCCCUGGUGUACGCUCCCCCCUCCCCUACCGUCUGCUCUUCCCUCUUGUAUCGGUAAUGAUGUGAUCUGUCUGUAUGCACACACUUGGGAGACCAAAACAGGCUGUUGCAAAAGUCCUUUGAUCUUUUCAUGGUCGCCCUCCACAAGCGAGUGAGAUCACAGCCAGCUCCACCGGUUGUGUUGAGCUGACCACGAUAAGAUGCAUUCAUAAGACACUAUCUAAAUGAAAAGUAACCCUUUCGGUGUGUUUUUGUUUGUUUGAUUGUUUUUAUCUUGAUUUGAUCAAUUUCACAACCAUGUCGGUAUUAAGGAUGUGUGAAUGAAACUGCCCCAUGUUGGGAAAACUAGUUAAGUGAUGGCUCAUGGGAGAUGUAGAUCCCAGUGUCACAAAGAAGGCUUCUUUUGUAUAGCUAAAUAUAUCAUCUCCAUUAAAGCUUGCUACUCCUCUCUUUAUCUUAUCACUGGUUUUUACUAAAAAAUCAUAUUCCACCCUCAUGUGAGAUUACUUUAUGUAUAAACAUUUUGUUCUUGAACCUAAUAAAAGAUUGAGACCCGG